Messenger RNA from Maylandia zebra (zebra mbuna), 873 nucleotides. RefSeq names its product placenta-specific gene 8 protein. The record is from RefSeq and is a predicted model, not a curated record. NCBI's taxonomy places the organism in Eukaryota, Metazoa, Chordata, Actinopteri, Cichliformes, Cichlidae.
UCACCACCCAACAGUUCAACGUCUGCGGAAUUACGAACACGGAUCAGCGCAGACACCUGGAUCGUUCCUCUGCGUCGUACCGUCACCAGGAAUGGCCUACCAGCAGCCCACACAGGUGAUGACAGUCAUGGGCGGUAAUCAACACCUGGGGAACUGGAGCACCGGCCUCUGUGAUUGCUGUGCUGAUGUGGGCACCUGUUGCUGUGCAUAUUGGUGUUUCCCCUGCAUGCAGUGUCAGACAGCCAGUAAACAUGGAUGGUGCUGUGGCAUGCCACUGCUGGACGUUUUCUGCGUGGUGUCCUGCUUACUUCGCAAGUCCGUCAGAGCGCGCUACAACAUUCCUGGCUCGUGCUGUGAUGACUGCUGCAAGAUACUUUGGUGUUACCCGUGUGUUUGGUGCCAGAUGAAUCGUGAGCUGAAGAUCAGGGAAAACCAGCACCCUGCCACCUCGACGGUGGUCACCACGCAGGUGUUCCGUGAAUAAGAUGCAGCCAUUUGAGCUGUGAAUAUGACAAAGUUAUUAAUUACAAUUUUACAAUGAUGAAACGCAUAGGAAAAUAUUACUUCUGUUUCUGCAGCACGAGGUGAAAAUAGAAAAUUUUGUCUUGUGCGGUUCAUGCUCUGCAAUAUGUAAUUGAUUUAUAGAAUAAAGUCUGUUUUUUUUUUUUAACUUUAGAUUACAUUUUUAACAUCAGAUGUUUUGAGUUUUGUUAGCAUACUGAUGUAUAUCAUCAGGAAAUAUAUAUGUAUUUUUUUUAACCUUGUCCAAUACAAACGAUAUCAUUUAACAUGCUUACUCUUAUACCAAUUGUGUCUAAGUUGAGUUUAACUUGUGCUAAAAUAAAGACUAUUCAUAUCCACCCACUAUAUGAA